This is a messenger RNA of Pestalotiopsis fici W106-1, 3618 nucleotides long. RefSeq lists its product as uncharacterized. Gene Ontology annotation, biological process: phosphatidylinositol dephosphorylation. Gene Ontology annotation, molecular function: phosphatidylinositol-4,5-bisphosphate 5-phosphatase activity; protein binding. NCBI's taxonomy places the organism in Eukaryota, Fungi, Ascomycota, Sordariomycetes, Amphisphaeriales, Sporocadaceae. The coding region runs from base 1 to 3618 and encodes 1205 amino acids. The transcript has 2 exons. The record is from RefSeq and is a predicted model, not a curated record.
AUGGACGGCCAAGUGGAGGAUGGGCCCGACAGCUCGUCGCUAAAGCCCGUCUCUUCCCUAAGAGCGCGCUUCGAGAAUAUGGGCAAGCCGAGUGAUGCCACCAGCACAGCGUCUUCACCAGUCACACCGUCGCCGCGGAACAUAUCGCCAUCUCCGAAGCCCCCUCCAGUGCCCGAUACGAGACCUGUCCGAACGACUACACCUCAAGGCGAAGGAAACCAGCCGGCAAGGGAAGCGUUGAAACCUACGGGACUCCAGAUUCCAAAGCCUGGCUUGGACGCGGCUUCUAUAACUCACACAACGGGUACUCCUAUGAGCCCAAGACCAAUGAAGCCGCCGCCACCCCCAGCGGUCCUGAUCGAUCCUCCUCACUCGCCGCCGAAAAGCGUAGCAGCCAACACCACUUUGGGCUCAGAAAAUGGCCAGCUUCUUGUUGACCCGACCAGAGCACCCCCUACUCCGGUCGCGUCCUCGCCGCGAACAUUCAAGAUCCCGAGUGCUCCUCCUAGCAAGCCUCACACUCCGGGCCUGGAGCCACGUCGAUCGCCCAGGCUCUCCGCUACUCCAGGGCCGCCUUCACCUCCUCCGCCGAGACGCUCCGGAGAAAUAAAGCGGGACGGAGAUGCAAGAGGUCGACCGCCCGUACCGCCACCGAUCAACCGCGCCGAAAAGCCCAGCAAUCGACUGUCGCACUUGUUGAGCUUAGACACCCACCGACUCGAGGCGCCUGCCGUGGUCCCCGAGCAAUCGCCGUUCAAUAGCCCGCCCAGCAGCCCAGAACACGAGCAGUCACCGCCCAGACUUCCAAGUCGUCCCGCCACGAAGCCGGCCGCCAAGAUACCACCCAUGGCCAGGAAUAAUACUGUGCCCGUGCCAUUUGAACCGCCCCCGGUGCAUCCGUCGACAGCUGCAAGGAGAGAAGUCAAUGGCGGUGGACGAGGCGUAGUUUCUGCUGCUCCAGAGCCGUCACUAGCGCCAGCUUUGCCUUCCCGACCUCAUACUGUAAUGGAUGCACAGCCGGCAAGAGCACCAUCUGGAGCGAUGAGGCCGCCACCCCGGCCACCUCGGCCAGGCGUAAUUACUUCAAACAACUUGGCAAAUGCCGACAACAGUGCAGUAUCUACUCAAUCUAAGCGAGCAGUCUCGACACCAACUUCAGCACAGAACCCACAAUUUGCUCCUCCGCCGACUCGUACUCAUGGAAGGUCCAUGACCGUGGACAGGACAUCUGACCGUACACCCGCUGAAUUCCGGGAACCACCAAGAAGAGGUGGUACCGUGGUCGACAGGAGCACUAGGACAACUCAGUCUUUGGCAUCUACUCCAACCCCUAGACUACCAACGCAAGCCAUAUCACAGUUUCCAGAUGCUUCUCAAGUCAAUAGGCGGCCCCCCUUUGCCAAGAAGGGCCAGCACGAAAUUUAUACGAAAUAUGAUACCCGGAUCAUUGAUGUUUGCGGGCCAUAUCUUUGUACCAGUGGCCCGCUGACCCGUGUGUGGAGUCUACUGGAUGGGGAGCUCCUUAUGAGUUUCACUCAUGGAGAAGGCGUCAAGGCCACUGCAGUAGCCUUCAAAUGCGGUCUUGGUGUCGAGGACGAAGCGACCCGCCUGUGGAUUGGAAAUAAUCUAGGUGAGGUAUUGGAAGCCGAUAUUGCCACAGCAUCGAUUGUUGGCAACAAAUCCAUUGCCCACGGCCGAAGCGAGGUCAUCAAGAUCUUCAGACAUUUCAAUGAGAUGUGGACAUUGGACGAGUCUGGUGGGUUGCACGUUUGGGGCCCAGACGGCGAAGGUUCUCCAAACUUGAAUAAUGCUCCUCACCAAACUUUCCGCCUCCCGAGAGGCCACACUUUCUCCAUGUUGGUGGGCGAUGAGAUAUGGCACGCAACGGGCAAAGAAAUCCGUGUCUUUGCCCCGACACUCGACGGCAGAACGCAAGUCCAGGUCCUGAUGCGCCCCAUGGUGGCAGAAGGGGCUGGGGAAGUUACGUCAGGAGCAUUGAUCAAGUCGCAUAAAGACAAGGUGUUCUUUGGCCAUGCUGAUGGAAAAGUGAGCAUCUGGUCUCAGCAAGAUUUCACAUCUCUCGGUGUGAUCAAUAUAAGCCCAUUCAAAAUCAGUUGCCUUGCAGGUGCUGGUAAUUUAUUAUGGGCCGGCUACAACACGGGCAAGGUUUGUGUCUACGAUAUCGAACAAUCGCCAUGGGUCGUAAAGAAGGAUUGGCAGUCUCACGAUGGCCCCGUGCUCAAGCUCCAGACUGAUCUAGCCAGCUUUUAUCGGUUGGAUCGGCUGCAGGUCAUAUCACUGGGAGCCGACAACAUCGUGAAGGCCUGGGAUGGACUUCUUCAGGAGGACUAUAUCGAGGACGAGAUGAAACGGCUGGACACCCAGUACUGCGAAUUCGAGGACAUUAGGGCAAUGGUCAUGACAUGGAAUGCAGGUGCCUCUACGCCAAGCAGUCUCAGAUACUCGGAGCAAGACUCCGUCUUCAUUCAAAACCUCCUCCAAUCGAGCGACGCGCCAGAGAUUCUGGUUUUCGGAUUUCAAGAAUUGGUUGAUCUUGAAGAUAAAACGGCAACCGCGAAACGAUUAUUCAAGUCUAAAAAGAAGGAUGCUGUGACAGAUCAGGAGCGCAUGAGCCAUCAGUAUCGCGACUGGCGCGAUUUUCUUGCUCGCAGUUUGGACGAUUUCAUGCCAUCCGACUGUCUAUACCAUCUGCUCCAUUCGUCCACCUUGGUCGGCUUAUUCACCUGCAUAUUUGUCAAGUCGACGGUACGAGAUCGCAUCCGAAAUCUGAGCAGUGCAGAUGUCAAACGAGGCAUGGGGGGUUUACACGGAAACAAGGGUGCAAUUGUUGUCAGAUUCGUGCUCGAUGAUACUUCAAUGUGUUUCAUCAACUGUCAUCUAGCAGCUGGUCAGUCCCAGGCGAACAGUCGUCACAACGAUAUCGCCGCCAUCUUGGAAGGCAACCUGCUACCGGUUGAGCGGGAUGGGGGCAUCCGUAUUGACAGUUACGUUGGCGGCGGCGACGGGUCCAUGAUCAUGGAUCACGAGAUCUGCCUGCUCAACGGCGAUCUAAACUACCGAAUUGAUACAAUGUCACGAGAUACGGUGGUUGCUGCCGUCAAGGCCAACAAUCUCGCAAAGCUCCUCGACAGAGAUCAACUGCUUGUUGCAAGACGACGCAAUCCGGCUUUCAAACUGAGGGCUUUUGAGGAAAUGCCAAUCACUUUCGCGCCAACGUAUAAAUAUGAUGUAGGGACGGACAAUUAUGACACCAGCGAGAAGAAGCGUUCUCCUGCAUGGUGUGAUCGCCUCCUUCACAGAGGCUCUGGCAGAGUUCAACAACUUGAUUACAGAAGACACGAAGUCCGAGUUUCCGAUCAUAGACCGGUGUCUGGACGUUUCAAGUUUACAGUCAAGACCGUUUCCCCCAAGCGACGUGCUAUGACUUGGGCGGAUUGCCAGCAGCGCUUUGAAGACCAAAAGGAGAGGGAGGCGAACGAAGACAAACUUUUCUACCUCAUGCAUAUCAUUGGGUACGAUGCUGCUACAAGUCAACAGAUCAUUCAGGAUCGAUCCAGGCGGAAAAUGUCCCGAAGUCCUAGUCGUCGCGUUGCAUAG